Molecule: messenger RNA, 785 nt
Organism: Agrilus planipennis (emerald ash borer)
Lineage: Eukaryota; Metazoa; Arthropoda; Insecta; Coleoptera; Buprestidae
Product: endocuticle structural glycoprotein SgAbd-2-like
Exons: 3
Coding region: 90-566 (158 amino acids)
Cellular component (GO): chitin-based extracellular matrix
Molecular function (GO): structural constituent of chitin-based larval cuticle
Source: RefSeq, a predicted model, not a curated record
GGGACAGUCUAUCGUUUGAUAUUCAUACAAGUGAAUAAUAGAGUUCGUUACAAAAAGGAACGGUUAAACAGUUGUAUAUAAAAGUGAUAAUGAUGAUGACAUCUCAAACACUCGUGCUUCCACUGUUAGUUGCUGUAACAAUCGCAUUCCCUCAGAAAGAUGUCCCUAUUGUAAGAUACGAAAGCGAAGGUCCUAACCCAGACGGUUCCUGGAGAUGGAGUUACGAAGCUGGAAAUGGUAUCUCAGCUCAAGAACAAGGUUUAAUAAAAGGGGCCGGGGAUGAAGCAGGCCCAGAAGCUCAGGGAUCGUUUCAAUUCACUGCACCCGAAGGUGAACAAAUAGCGUUGCAGUACAUCGCAAACGAAGAAGGAUUCCAACCUCAAGGAGCCCAUCUGCCUACACCGCCACCAAUUCCUGAAGCCAUCCAAAGGUCUUUGGAGUGGAACGCAGCUCAUCCUGAAGAAGAACAGGCUGCAGCAGCGAGCAUUCAACAGCCCGUUUACAGACCAGCUGUCCAACCCGUAGUCAGGCCAAAUCCAGCAAGGUCUUUCGGACGAAGAUAUUAAACUGAAAGCUACACUUUACAUCUUAUUUAUUGUACUUACCUAACUUACUGUAUUAGGUGCUAGACUUAUAACCGUACGAGUCCCAUUAUUAUUGUCUUGUCUUGUCGCGUGUUGCAUUGCAAUAAUGUACAUUUGACUGUUAUUUCGAAACGAACGAAUUAUUGUGUAUUAUGCUCAUUUACGUAUUAAUUCGUUACGAAAUAAAUAUAAGCAGUAUUA